AUGACUGAAGAGAACAGAAAUGGUCAAAACAGACUAAGCCAGGACUCCUCAAAUGUAGAAGACUCUCAGAGUCAGGAUCCUGCAGUUGAGGGCCUGUCAGAGGCAACAAAAGGGAAUAAACCAUCUCCCAAUAUUGAGGUUCAGGUUGUGUAUCACGUAGAGCUUCAUGUGGACGUGAACAAUAUCCCACAGAGGUUUGAAAAAUACAAUGUCCUCUACUUCCUGAGAAACACCAGUGAAACUAUCACUGAACCUGCAGAUAUAAACGAGGCUAAUAAUUCGAUGCCCAAACUUAUUGAGUUUGGCAUGAUGAAUGACCAUCCCUUGAUGAUGCUUGGAGGGCUUUUCAACCAUGUGUACAUCCCUCUUCUCUCGGUGAAUCAGCUGAGGCUCACUGAUGGUGGCUAUCAUGGUGUUGCUGGCUCUCAAGAGAGUGACGCAGUGUGUAAGACAACAGGAGAUGAGAAACAGCCGCCUGCAGAAUCCCGUGGGGCUUUUGAAGUCCGAGAUGAUCUGCUCCACAGCACACAUAAAUUCUUGCAGGUCAUAAACCAAACCCUACAGCAGCUUGAAGUUUGGAAGAAUGAACGAGACAUUGACGAUAAACUUAAAUCCAUUGAAUCGGCAAACCUUUUCAAAUUUCCAAUGGCAGAUAAAAAUGGAUACCUACCAGGAAUUAAGGAGUUCUGUGACUUCAUUGAGUGUGAGAGGGCAAAGGCAAUGAACCUUCUUGUAAAUAAGUAUGCAGCUAUCAGUCCACUCCUCACCAAGAUAGAGAGUCUGAUUAUGGGAACCAGCACUGGCAAAUCCAAACGCAUGGCUCAAUUCUACGCUUAUUGGGAGCGCAAGAUCUUUGAUUCACUUCGCAAGAUGGUGCUUCACAAUAUUCAAGCUUUUAACACUGCACUGAUGGGCACUACUCCACUCUUCCAAAUCGACACCAUCCUAGCUGCACCUGAGAUUGCUUUGCUUCCCAAGAGCAGUGAGGUGUACAAGCUCAUUAGACAGUGUGUCGGUGACUGUGUGGAGAGCACCAGGCUGUUUUUUCGCUGGAUGCAUGGCAGUUGUAUCCAAUGCCCUCCACAGCAUGUGGAUGGUGAAGACAAACCAUUCGUCUUCACUUUUUACAGUGAAGUAUGCCAGCUUCCACAGAUAAAUGAGCAAGCCACAGCCAUCUCCCAGACAAUGCAGCGUCUCCUUAAUGGAAUCAGUGCCUACCUCAAAACCUGGAUGAGCUAUCGCUCUCUCUGGAAACUCGACAAGGCUAUUGUUAUGGAGAAGUUUGCAGCCAAGAAGCCCUCAUGUGUGAUGUAUGAUGAGAAGUUUCAGUUUUAUGUCAGGGUCAGCAAUGAGGUGGCAAAGCAGCCCUUGGUGAAGCAUGAACACAUAAUCAGACUGAACCUGGAGCCACUGGCCCGUGCCGUCCAGGAGAAUGCUCAAGCAUGGGUCACUUCUCUUGGCAGGCUGCUCAAUGACUCAGCCCGAGAGGAGCUUUUCAACUUGCGCAAUUUUUUCAGGAUUCUUUAAUGAAUAGACAGUUUAACAAAAAACAUAAUUUAUUUGAAAUAGAAAGCUUUUGACAUUAUGAAUGUCGGUACUCUCCCUUUUAUCUAUUUAAUGCAUCAUUGCCUAAUAAAAUUAUAAAUUUUAUCUGCUUUACAAUACAAGACUACAGAGGAGGAGGUGCAGCUGUCUGCAAACAUCUUCAUUUUGUGGAGUGAACUUUUUAAAGAGUCUAGACGGGUUGACCGCAGCCUGGCAAAAGUAAAAAAGACCUUUGCAGAGAUCACUCUAAACCAGAUUGAGGAGUAUAAACAGGAGCUCUCCAUAUUUGCAGAGAGCUUCAACAUGCAUGGGCCUGGAGCCGUGGGAGAUGAUCUAGAGAAAGGUUUGAAGAUCAUGGCUACCUAUGAGACGGAGCUGGAUAGGGUAGAGGCAAGCCGUCAGGAACUGGCUAAAGCUGAGAAACUGUUCAACCUGCCCAUCACUAUGUACCCAGAGCUUCUCAGUGUACAAAAGGAGAUGAAGGGCCUGAGACAGAUUUAUGAGAUUUAUAAAAGCCAGAAGGAGGCUAAGGCAGAGUGGUCACAGACCCUUUGGGUGAAUCUGGACAUAAAGCUCCUGCAGGAAGGUAUAGAGGGACUUAUCAAGAGCUUGCGGAAGCUGCCAAAGGAUGUGAGAGCUCUUCCUGUAUCUUUCUUCCUGGAGGGCCGCAUGAAGGAAUUUAAAGAGUCAAUCCCUCUCCUCUUGGACCUAAAAAAUGAGGCUCUCAGGAACAGGCACUGGAAAGAUCUAAUGGAGAGGACAGGCACCAGCUUUGAGAUGAACCCAAGCACUUUCACUCUGGAGAACAUGUUCUCCAUGGAGCUGCACAAAUAUGGCAACGUCAUCAGUGAAAUCGUCACAUCAGCUGUGAAGGAGCUCGGCAUUGAGAAGGGAGUUAAAGAAGUGGAGGCAACUUGGGAAACUAUGAAAUUUAGUGUGCAGCGGUUUUUAAAAGGCACACAGGAGCAUGGUUUCAUUCUUGGUGUUGUGGAUGACAUCCUUCAGCGCCUGGAUGAUGAUGCCAUGAACCUGCAGAGUAUGGCAGGCAGCCACUAUGUUGGUCCCUUCCUGGCCACUGUACAGCAGUGGGAGAAGAAUCUAUCACUCAUCAGUGAGAUUAUUGAGGUAUGGAUGUUAGUACAGCAAAAAUGGAUGUACCUGGAAAGCAUCUUCAUUGGAGGUGACAUUCGCACUCAGCUACCUGAGGAAGCCAAAAAAUUUGACAAUAUUGACAAAAUGUUCAAAAAAAUAAUGACUGACACAGUGAAGGACCCUGGCAUUAAGAGAUGCUGUCUGGUUCCAAAUCGUCUGGCCGAUCUGCAGAACCUAAGCGAUGGUUUGGAGAGGUGUCAAAAGAGUCUUAAUGAUUAUCUUGAUUCCAAGCGGAACGCUUUCCCACGUUUUUUCUUCAUUUCUGACGAUGAGCUGCUCAGUAUCCUGGGCAGCAGUGAGCCUACUUGUGUGCAGGAGCACAUGAUCAAGAUGUAUGACAACAUAGCAGCAUUGCGUUUUGAUACGGGAAUGAAUGGAGAGAUGGUGGCAAGUGCAAUGGUUUCUGCCGAGGGGGAGGUGAUGGAGCUCAAACAGCCUGUACCUGCAGAGGGCCGUGUGGAGGACUGGAUGACGGGAGUGCUGCUGGAGAUGAGGAGAACCAACAGACUCAUCACCAAAGAAGCUAUUUACUUCUACAACCACCGAAAGACUAGGGUGGACUGGAUGCUUGACUACCAGGGAAUGGUGGUGCUGGCGGCAAACCAGGUGUGGUGGACCUGGGAGGUGGAAGACGUCUUCAAAAGGAUGAGUCAAGGAGAAAAGCAGGCAUUGAAACAGUAUGCAAAGAAAAUGCACAAGCUGAUCGAUGACCUGGUGAGGCGCAUCACACAACCCUUAAAGAAAAAUGACAGACGGAAAAUCAACACUGUGCUCAUUAUUGAUGUCCAUGCUAGGGAUAUUGUGGACACUUUUGUCAGAGAUAGUAUCACAGAUGCCCGUGAGUUUGAAUGGGAGAGUCAGUUGAGAUUCUACUGGGUUAAAGAGCCUGAUGAGUUGUUUGUGCGGCAGUGCAGUGCUCAGUUCUCCUACGGCUAUGAGUACAUGGGGCUGAAUGGCCGGUUGGUCAUUACUCCCCUAACUGACCGUAUCUACCUCACACUUACUCAGGCCUUGUCUAUGUUCCUGGGUGGAGCACCAGCCGGUCCUGCGGGUACGGGGAAAACUGAAUCCACUAAAGAUCUGGCUAAAGCUUUGGGGCUUUUGUGUGUGGUCACCAACUGUGGAGAGGGCAUGGACUACAUGGCUGUUGGGAAAAUCCUUUCUGGUUUAGCUCAGUGUGGAGCCUGGGGCUGUUUUGAUGAGUUCAACCGCAUUGACGCUUCAGUGCUGUCAGUCAUCUCCUCCCAGAUCCAAACCAUCCGAAACGCUCUAAUGCUGCACCUCAAGAGGUUUCAUUUUGAAGGUCAAGAAAUCAGUCUGGAUAGCCGUAUUGGGAUCUUCAUCACGAUGAACCCUGGUUAUGCUGGCCGCACAGAACUUCCAGAGUCAGUGAAAGCUUUAUUCAGACCAGUGGUAGUCAUUGUACCGGACCUGCAGCAGAUCUGUGAAAUCAUGCUCUUCUCUGAAGGCUUCCUCAUGGCUAAGGUUUUGGCAAAGAAGAUGACAGUGCUGUACAAACUAGCACGGGAGCAGCUGUCUAAACAGUCACACUAUGACUUUGGGCUUAGAGCACUGAAGUCAGUGUUAGUAAUGGCAGGGGAGCUAAAGAGAGGUUCACCUGAUCUCAGUGAGGAUGUCGUUUUAAUGAGGGCUCUUCGAGAUAUGAACCUGCCCAAGUUUGUAUUUGAGGACGUUCCUCUGUUUUUGGGCCUUAUCUCAGAUCUGUUCCCCGGGCUUGACUGCCCACGUGUGCGUUACCCCAGCUUUAAUGACGCUGUAGAGGCCACCUUGCAGGAGAAUAAAUGUAUUGUGUUGCCCAACCAGGUGGACAAAGUGGUGCAAAUGUAUGAGACCAUGAUGACCAGACACACAACCAUGGUGGUUGGACCGACAGGAGGAGGGAAAUCUGUGGUGAUCAACACACUCUGCCAAUCACAGACUAGCGUUUACUUCCCUACUCUCUAUGAUUUUCAUUUUGAUGGAACCCAAAAGAAGUGGGUUCCCUGGAGCUCCAUGGUCUCAAAAUACAUUCAUAACCCUGAUAUGAAAUUCAUUGACAUCCUUGGUAAAGCAGCUUACUUCUCAUCGCUUCUUCUUUGCGAGAUCCUGGAGGAGUAUAAUGAAAAUAAGACCAGGAUGAACUUGGUGCUUUUUGAUGAUGCUCUGGAACACCUGACCAUCAUUCACCGCAUCAUCAGAAUGGACCGUAGUCAUGCAUUGCUGGUUGGCGUUGGUGGUUCAGGAAAGCAGUCUCUUACAAAGCUCGCUGCCUUCACUGCAGGAUAUGAGGUGUUUGAAAUUGUGCUUAGUAGAGGAUACUCAGAGACUAACUUGCGUGAGGAUCUAAAAACUCUGUACCUUAAAUUGGGUAUAGAGAAUAAGAAAAUGGUCUUCCUGUUCACUGAUGCCCAUGUGGCUGAGGAAGGUUUUCUGGAGCUCAUCAACAACAUGCUUACAUCAGGGAUGGUUCCAGCACUGUUCCCUGAUGACGAGAAGGAAUCAGUCCUGAACCAGCUGCGAGAUGAGGCUAUGAAAAAUGGCUCUGGUCCUUCGAAAGAGAGUGUAUGGCAAUACUUUGUCAAUAAGAGUGCCAACAACUUGCACAUAGUGCUGGCCAUGUCACCUGUAGGAGACACUCUCAGAACACGUUGUAGGAAUUUCCCAGGAUUGGUUAAUAAUACAAGCAUUGACUGGUUCUCCCCAUGGCCCCUUCAGGCCCUACAAGCAGUGGCCAAUUCCUUCUUAGGUGAGAAUCCAAUGAUCCCAGAGUGUCAUUCAGAGGCAGUGAUUGCUCACGUGUGCAUGGUGCACAGCUCUGUAGGCGAGUAUAGUAAACUGUUCCUGCAGACACUCCGUCGCAGCAACUACGUCACCCCAAAAAACUACCUGGACUUCAUUAGCACCUACUCCAACUUGCUUGAGGAUAAAGAUAAAUACAUACUGGCACAAUAUAAACGUCUAGAAGGAGGUUUGGAUAAGCUGAAGGAGGCAAGCGGGCAGCUAGCAGAGCUUAACACCAAGCUAGCUGAGCAGAAAGUGGUGCUGGCAGAGAAGACUUCAGCCUGUGAGAUCCUUCUAGAAGAGAUCUGCUCUAAUACUGCUGUUGCGGAGGAGAAGAAAGCCUUGGCAGAGGAGAAGGCUAAAGAGAUAGAGGAACAGAAUAAGGUGAUAGUGGUGGAGAAGAAGGAUGCUGAGAGCUCUCUAGCUGAGGCUCUGCCUGCUUUAGAAGCUGCUCGCCUCGCCCUGCAAGACCUGGACAAAUCUGAUGUCACAGAAAUCAGAUCAUUUGCCAAGCCACCCAAACAGGUGCAGGUUGUGUGCGAGUGCAUCCUGGUGAUACGUGGCUAUAAAGAAAUCAGCUGGAAGACAGCCAAGGGCAUGAUUUCAGAGGCCAACUUCCUGCGAUCGCUUAUGGAAAUGGACUGUGACUCAAUCACUGGCAAUCAAGUCAAGACUGUCAAAGCCUACCUAAGGAACCUCAACACCAGUUUGGAGGAGAUGCAAGCCAUCAGUAAAGCUGGUUCUGGCAUGCUAAGGUUCGUGGAGGCAGUCAUGGGUUACUGUGAUGUGGCCAAAGACAUCAAACCUAAGAGAGAGAAGGUAGCUCGUCUGGAGAGGAAUUUCUUCCAGAGCAAACGUGAGCUGGAGCGAAUCCAGAAUGAGCUCAGUGCCAUCCAGAAAGAGCUUGGAACUCUUGGAGACAAAUAUGAGGCUGCCAUGACAGAAAAGCAACUUCUUCAGGAGGAGGCCGAGGUCAUGGAGAGAAGACUCAUUGCUGCUGACAAACUCAUCUCAGGCCUGGGAUCAGAGAAUAAGCGCUGGAUGGAGGACCUGGAGGAGCUGCAGCAGCGGCGAGUGCGUCUUCUAGGAGACUGUCUGGUCUGUGCUGCCUUCCUCAGCUACGAGGGAGCAUUUAGCUGGGACUUUCGCUAUGAAAUGGUGUAUGAGGUGUGGCAGGCAGAUGUCCUGGAGAGAGGCAUUCCUUUGAGCCAGCCUUUCCGAAUAGAAAACCUGCUCACUGAUGAGGUGGAGAUCAGCAGAUGGGGAUCUGAAGGUCUUCCUCCAGAUGAACUUUCAGUGCAGAAUGGCAUCCUGACCACCAGAUCCAGCCGCUUCCCCUUGUGCAUUGACCCCCAGCAGCAAGCCCUCAACUGGAUCAAAAAGAAGGAAGAGAAGAGCAAUCUGAAGAUCUCAUCAUUCAAUGACCCAGACUUCUUGAAGGGGCUGGAGCUAGCCAUUAAGUAUGGUUUCCCCUUCCUUUUCCAAGAUGUGGAUGAAUAUAUUGAUCCAGUUAUUGACAACGUCCUUGAUAAGAAUGUAAAAGGGCCAGAGGGACGUCAGGUUGUCGUACUUGGUGAUAAGGAAGUUGACUAUGAUCCCAACUUUAAACUUUACCUCAAUACCAAACUUGCAAACCCCAAGUUCUCUCCUGCAGUAUUUGGGAAGGCCAUGGUUAUCAAUUACACAGUAACCCUAAAGGGCCUGGAAGACCAGCUGCUGAGUGUUAUUGUGGGAUUUGAGCAGAAGGACAAGGAGGAGCAGAGAGAACGGCUUAUUCAAGAGACUAGUGAGAACAAACGUUUGCUGAAAGACCUUGAGGACUCGCUGUUGAGAGAGCUGGCCACCUCCACAGGAAACAUGCUAGAUAACGUAGAGCUCAUACAGACUCUGGAAGAAACCAAGACCAAAGCCAGUGAGGUGUUCGAAAAACUGAAGCUGGCAGAAAAGACAGCCAAAGAUAUUGAGACACUGAGAGACGGCUACCGUCCGGCUGCCAAGCGGGGAGCUGUCUUGUUCUUUGUGCUGGCUGAGAUGGCUCUGGUCAACACCAUGUACCAGUAUUCACUUGCUUCCUUUUUAGAGGUGUUUGACCUCUCACUGUCCAAGUCUAUGCCCAACUCAAUCCUGCCCACUAGACUGAAGAACAUCAUGGAUACACUUACACAGAAUAUCUAUAACUAUGGCUGUACUGGUCUGUUUGAAAGACACAAACUUCUCUUCUCCUUCAACAUGACCAUUAAGAUCGAGCAGGGUGAGGGCCGAUCACCCCAGGAUGAACUAGAGUUCUUCCUCAAAGGCAAUCUCUCUUUGGAAAAAAGCAAACGUAAAAAGCUGUGUGACUGGCUGCCUGAUCAAGGCUGGGAGGAUAUAGUGCGCCUUAUGGAACUCUUUCCUAAUGAAUUUGGUACUUUAGCAGACGAUAUAGAAAAGAAUCCUGAGGAAUGGAGGAAAUGGUACGAUUUGGAUGCUCCAGAGCAGGCUUCUUUCCCCGUGAAGUACAAGGACAACCUCACUCCCUUCCAGAAGCUUCUGCUGAUGCGCUGCUUCAGGCUGGACCGAGUCUAUCGUGCUGUCAGUGAUUACGUCACGCUUACCAUGGGAGAGAAAUACGUUCAGCCCCCCGUGAUCAGUUUUGAAGCCAUCUUUGACCAGAGCUCCCCAAACUCUCCCAUUGUGUUUAUUCUGAGUCCAGGCUCAGAACCAGCCAGUGAUCUGAUGAAGUUAGCCAAACGCUCCGGCUUUGGGGCCAACAGACUCAAAUUUCUUGCCAUGGGGCAGGGACAGGAAAAGGUUGCAUUGCAACUGUUGGAAACCGCAGUGGCACGAGGCCAGUGGCUGAUGCUGCAAAACUGUCACCUGUUAGUGAAAUGGCUGAAGGAUCUAGAGAAAGCACUGGAAAGAAUCACUAAACCCCACCCAGACUUCCGCCUUUGGCUCACCACAGACCCCAUUAAAGACUUUCCCAUCGGCAUCCUGCAGAAAUCCCUCAAGGUUGUGACUGAACCUCCAAAUGGACUGAAGCUGAACAUGAGGUCAACGUAUUUUAAGAUCCCUAAUGAUAAGGUGAUGAACUGUCCUCACCCAGCCUUUCGCAGUCUGGUUUAUGUGCUGGCCUUCUUCCAUGCUGUGGUUCAGGAAAGACGCAAGUAUGGCAAGAUCGGCUGGAAUGUGCCUUAUGAUUUCAAUGAGUCUGACUUCCUGGUGUGUAUGGAAAUUUUGGACACCUACCUGACCAAAGCUCACACUCAAGGAGAUGCCAUGAUACCAUGGGCAAGUCUCAAAUACCUAAUUGGCGAGGUGAUGUAUGGUGGCAGAGCUAUUGAUAGCUUUGAUCGUAGGAUCCUCACAGUUUACAUGGAUGAGUAUCUGGGCGACUUCAUCUUCGACACCUUCCAGCCCUUCCACUUUUUUCACAAUAAAGAUGUGGACUACAAUAUCCCACCAGAUGGACCCAAGCAGGUUUAUGCUGAUGAGAUAGAGUCGCUGCCUCUUGCUAACACAGCAGAGGUGUUUGGUUUGCACCCUAAUGCUGAGAUCGGAUACUACACACAGGCUGCCCGAGACAUAUGGACUCAUCUUAUUGAGCUACAACCACAGACAGGUGACUCUGGCGGUGGCAUUAGCAGAGAUGAGUACAUCAGCCAGGUGGCACGGGACAUUCAGAGCAAACUACCUGAAGUGUUUGACCUGGACGUGAUUCGCAAGAAGUUGGGGCUGGAGAUCUCUCCAACGUCUGUAGUGCUGCUACAAGAGCUGGAACGCUUUAAUAAACUCACCCUUAGGAUGAUCCGGUCUCUGGCUGAGCUCCAGCGAGCCCUGGCUGGUGAGGUUGGAAUGAGCAGCGAGUUGGAUGAGGUGGCGAGAGCUCUGUUUAACGGGCAGAUUCCUGUUAUCUGGAGGAAACUGGCACCAGAUACUCUAAAGUCUCUGGGGAACUGGAUGAUCCACUUCAAGAGGCGACACGAACAGUACAGCUCAUGGGUGGAUGAGGGAGAGCCCUGUGUGAUGUGGCUGUCAGGCUUGCAUAUCCCAGAAUCAUACCUGACAGCACUGGUCCAGGCCACCUGCAGGAAGAACGGCUGGCCUCUGGAUCACUCCACUCUUUACACACAGGUUACACACUACAGGAGUGAGGAUGAGGUCAAAGAGAGACCAGGACAGGGAUGUUUUGUAUCAGGCCUGUAUCUGGAGGGGGCAGACUGGGACAUUGAAAAAGGCUGUCUGGUGCGCAGCAAACCCAGAGUUUUAGUGUCUCAACUACCCAUUCUCAAAAUCAUUCCCAUUGAAGCACGCCGCCUCAAACUCCAGAACACCCUGAGGACUCCAGUCUACACUACCUCUAUGAGGAGGAAUGCUAUGGGUGUUGGACUGGUGUUUGAGGCUGAUCUUUUCACCACCAAGCACAUUUCUCACUGGGUACUGCAGGGAGUAUGUCUGUGCCUCAAUGCUGACUGA
Messenger RNA from Sinocyclocheilus grahami, 9933 nucleotides. It is a transcript of the gene dnah10, whose product is annotated as dynein axonemal heavy chain 10. The record is from RefSeq and is a predicted model, not a curated record. Gene Ontology annotation, biological process: microtubule-based movement. Lineage: Eukaryota; Metazoa; Chordata; Actinopteri; Cypriniformes; Cyprinidae. Gene Ontology annotation, cellular component: dynein complex. Gene Ontology annotation, molecular function: minus-end-directed microtubule motor activity; ATP binding; dynein light intermediate chain binding. The transcript is spliced from 57 exons.